Molecule: messenger RNA, 2570 nt
Organism: Hylaeus volcanicus
Lineage: Eukaryota; Metazoa; Arthropoda; Insecta; Hymenoptera; Colletidae
Gene: Reg-5
Product: rhythmically expressed gene 5 protein
Exons: 4
Coding region: 498-1301 (267 amino acids)
Source: RefSeq, a predicted model, not a curated record
UGGAAGAACUGGUGUGCUCGUGGACUGGACUCUGGUCUUGAAAGCGCGGCGUGGCGCGUCUGGUGGGAUCGGAGGCACGUAGACAUCGGUAGCUUACCAACAUGCAUAUAACCAGGGAGUCGAGGCAAAGGAGAUUGGCCAGUUUGCACGGACCAUUCGACACGAGUGGAUCGUCGCUUGUAUGUUUCGUGCAUUCGAUUCCACGUGAACGUUAUUCUCGCCUGCCGCGCCGCGCCGCGACGCGUCGCGACGUGAUAUCGAUAUUUCCGUUUGGACGAUUAACAAAUACACUCCGACUAUAAAUUUCUCGGCUCUCGCGUAGCUCGAAUGAUAAUUCCUCGAUCGCGAGGAGAGUGUUUUCGUUGAAGAAUUUACCGUUCGUGCUGGACUUUGUACGAGUAAUGUACGUGCGAUAGAUCGAACAGAUCUAGACAAAGUUGGAACGCGUAGAAAAAUUGUAUUCCGAAGGCUGUCGAAGAAAAAGUGAAACGUCAGUAAUGAGGAAUCGGAGAACUUUUGUGAUCGUUGUCGGUAUCCUGACACUGGGAUGCCGUACUUUAUGUAUCACUGGUUCUGCGAUACCCAUGUGGGAAUUCCUGUCGCGGGACGAGAAAACGAGCCAUUUGUUCCGAAUAUUCAGUGAGCAAGUAGCAAAGUUCUGCACGGAUUCCUCGAUGCCUGAUUGCAACAAAAACUUGCUCGUCUCCGGUCUUCGAAGUCUAGCCAAUAUGGACGACACGUUUCUCGAUAAAUUGGAUCCGUAUCAGCGUGGCGCCAAGGAAAUGAUUUGGCGCGCCAUGGCGAAAAACGGAUAUUCGCCGAGAACCGGUCACGAGCCAGAUGAAUCCUACUUGACGACUGGACCAGAUUCGUUAGCCACCAGCUCCACCGGCAGCGAAACGAAUGGCUUAGGCGAAGACACGGCAUCGUCGGCCGACUACGCACGACCAUCUGCAGGCCCGUACCUGGUCGGACCGAUGGUGAUUCGCGUAUACCCCGAUGGUCGACCGGUUCCGGAGGAUUCCACGCGUCCUUUGCCACGCGACGAGGACAUCGACGAGUACAGACACUCUCGGCUACCGUCUAUCGAUGAACUCGAAGCGGCCAGCAGUACGAUGUACGAUAAUCGAUCGAAACCCAAUACGUUUCCCGAGCCGAACAAUCAGCCAGGAUCGCGAUCGCGAUCGCGAUCGCAACCACGUCCGCAGCGCCAACGUCUCAACCAACGAUCCGUUCAUCUACCGUUUGAAACAAGAUUGCUUCAAGAGGUCGUCGCAACGCGCAAUAUACGCUACUAUUGAGGAAAUGUGAUUCAUCGUUGAGGAAUGCCGAAGGAAAUCCAGCCUCUUUUUAAACGACUAUAGUCGACUGUAUUUCGAGGCUGGUAUUGCCUACAUACACCUAGUAUCUACGCUAGUAGAACGGAGAAAUGCGUUUCGUUGCAACUUGCAACCGUUUUUCCAUCGAGUCGAUAUCUAUACACGAAGGAUACGUAUGCAUACGAUUACGAAGUCCUCGCCCAAAAGUUUUACCUUUUUUUAAAAGAGACGGAUAAGGAAACGAACGAAACGCUGAUAUUUUUCAAUCGUAUUCAUUAUCAAUUAUACGUGUUACGUAGUCGGAAACUAAUGUCGCAAAGUCGGCAGUGAUGAGUGUUGAAAAGACUGUUUUUGCGUACAACAUUCGUACAUAGUUUUCACGAGCGUUGGUCAAAAAGUAUCCGUCGGUCUCUGAAAUCGUUUAACGUACGCGUAGCGUGUUAAUUGACGAUUGGUCGGCAAUCAAACUUUCUAUUUAUUUUCGUUAUUAGUUUCUAAUUGAGAAUACGCGAUAGAAUAUUCGAUUCUAUUUAUAUAUAUAUAUAUAUAUAUGUUUAGGUUUACGUUUAGGUUUAUGAAUACCGCUGAUGCAUGCUUUCAUUCGCUUCUGCACACGAAUAAUUAUAAUUAUAAUCGCCGACCAUGAACACUUUCGAUCAUACGUUUUCAUUCACUCGUUAUUUAUUUCAUCAUUUGCGUAAUUAGUUAUUUAUCUUUGCAUCGUUUACCGCUUGCAGUUUCGUUUAUAAUUAUUACCGUAGCGAGUCUAGCGCCAAAAAGCACAAAGACGGACCGAUCGUUUUGUUACGCGAGACCGUAAACACGUCACAAACUCUCGAUUAUACCAUAUUAUACCAUCAAAUUUUAUCGAGACAAACGCCUCCGUUGGUGUAAAGGAACUUACCUCGCUGAAAUUUCAUUAACAGGGAAUAUUUUUAUGCGUGCAAUAUAUUAUUGUGAUUAUUCCAAUUAUACGGUCGAGUUUAUAACUGGUAUUUACACGAAUACGAUGUCCAUUUCGAAAUUUUCCGCAUCGUAGCUUUUUAAAUACCGCAUUAAAAUUUUCGAAAAUCUCUCAAACGUCCAUGUUUUAUACUUGUACAAGGUAGCAUAGAUCUUACGUGUAUACAAUGUUUGUAAUAAUGUAACAUCAGAUUAUUAUUAAAACGAAAGUGAAAGCAAUUUUUAUGAAUAUAUAUUUUUAAACAGAUGUAGAUGAUUUAUAAUUAUAAUAAAAUGUGAUAUCCGAGA